AUGUUCUCAGGCUCUUGGGAGUCCAUUCUUCCCAUCUGGUCGUCAACUGCACAAUCACGGCGAUCGCAAGCUGAUGCCUGUGCACCAGAACUCUUCAUUCUUUUACAUGGAAUGCUGUUCACUAACAUCCGACUUGACAACUUCCUGCCAACCCUCGCUUGCUUCCUUGAGCGCAUCAAAAUCAAGGGAGCUGAGGAACAUGAGUGGAUCAUGAUGGCUGUCAUGAAUAUUGGUGCCAUGUUUGAAUAUGGUCGUCUGAGUGGUGUGUUGUGUAAAAUUGGUGGCAUAGGUGCUCGUGACACUGGCGCUGUAAAAGUUGCCAAGAAGUAUCAACCUACGCCUGCAUUUUGCGACAAAGAUGGUGAAGAGAAAUGA
Molecule: messenger RNA, 375 nt
Organism: Suillus subaureus
Lineage: Eukaryota; Fungi; Basidiomycota; Agaricomycetes; Boletales; Suillaceae
Exons: 1
Coding region: 1-375 (124 amino acids)
Molecular function (GO): protein binding
Source: RefSeq, a predicted model, not a curated record